Messenger RNA from Photinus pyralis (common eastern firefly), 1872 nucleotides. RefSeq lists its product as uncharacterized. Bases 1348 to 1818 code for a protein of 156 amino acids. The transcript is spliced from 3 exons. NCBI's taxonomy places the organism in Eukaryota, Metazoa, Arthropoda, Insecta, Coleoptera, Lampyridae. Gene Ontology annotation, molecular function: protein binding. The record is from RefSeq and is a predicted model, not a curated record.
CUUAAAAUUUUGCCAGUAGGAAGCUUAUAUAUAUACAAAGUGUUAAAAAUAUUUUAUAACAGAAGUACCAAAGAACGUGCUGAUAUCCGGAAAAAAAAUGGUACGACAAGAUACAAAUCAAAUGUAAACGUCCCUCGACCAAGCAUUAAUCACUUCAGAAAAUUUUACACCUACUUAGCACCAAAGUUUUACAACUGUUUACCUUUACAUAUCAAGGAAAUAAAAACAAAAACUAUUUUCUUAAGAACCAUAAAAAAAUACUUAUUUAACUUGGAUACUACCGACUUUUUUUACACAAUAAUUGAGUAAUAAUUUUCUUCUAAUCAACUAUAAUAUAAAUUAAACCCAUUAUAUCAAGUAACAAUUGCGGCGUCUUAUAAUUUUGUAAUUAAAAUCACACACACUAGUUAAAGAGAAAAUAUUGACCGGUCCGUCCCCUUACCCUGAAAUAGUGAGCAUGAAAAAGUAUAUGUGUAAAACCCAAACAGGCUAGUAGCCUCGGGUUUAAUUUUAGUUUCUCUAUUAUCUUAGAUCUUGUGUGCAAAUACGCAAAUACUUCGGUAGGAGUAGUUUACUGUAAAACUAAAGAUAAUAAAGAAAAGAUUCAUUCAUUCAUUCAUUUUUGAAUUGGUUUCCAUUGAUUUUAUACAUACAUAGUUUUUUAUAUUGCCAGCUAUCCUAUCCUAUCGGACAAAUUCCUGUAAAAUGGAAAAUAUGUCCGAUCGGUUUCCAACUUUUUGUGUGUGCCCUAUAUAGUUAGUUAUAUCCGUAACAAAAAAUGCUACCCGUACAAUAUGUACGUUUUUUACAGAACAUAUAAAAAAAUAAAGUUGAUAAUAAUUUCUCCGAAAGGAAAAGGUGCAUUGAAAAUCUCUUAACCCUGUCUUCAAGAACUCAAAUAGUGGCAAUGAGAAAGUGUUAUUGUUGUAUCUGUUCAAAUAACAUCGGAAAAAAAACUAAUUCGGCAAAGUUUGGUUUUUCUGCCAUAUCUUCGGAAAUAAUCGAAAUCUUCGGGUUUUCUUUAAAGCGCAACGUUUCCUUAAUUUGACCAUCUUAGUAGUGUCUUCUAUGGUUUCCUUGAUUCCCAUGAUAGACGUCUCUAUCUUGGACAUAGUGUACUAAUUUCAUGAUGAAAUAGGUAUGUUUUGCCUUAUUUUGGCAUGGUGUCAUAAUUAAUUCCUUUUAAUUUAAACGUGACAUCGCCUUUUAUCAACUUUCUCUCCCUCUGCGCCGAAGCUGCUCAAAAAGCGAAGGUAAGGUGUACCAUAAUCAUUACGUGAGAGAUAAUGAAGGCGUUUACUUUCUUUAUUUGUAAGUACCGUCUACUUAAUUAGUUUCCCACCGAGGAUGUUGACAUCUUUUGUUCUAGUGAUCAUCGUUUACUUAUGCAUUAACGUACAAUCAAGACAAAUUGGUUUUGGGUACUACAAUUUGGGUUAUUGGAAUAAAAACAACUGGCAGCAAUUGCAGACCACAGCCCCUAGUGGCACAACGACAACCACCGCCACUCCAGCCUUUCGAAGAUGCGUUUCAGAUUGCCUAAGUCGCGUAACAAAGCAAUACGAUCCGAUAUGUGCAAGCAAUGGCCAGUCGUUCGAUAAUGUAAGAUCGUUCAGAUGCGCGCGAAGCUGCGGUCUAAGAGCACGGUCGGUGGAGAGGUUGCUUCGAAUACUGGAGUGGCGUGUACCCAUAGGUUUCUUCGUAUUCCAGCUUCCAUAUGAAACUUUUUUGCAUACCAUAGGACAGAGGAGAUACGUUUUAUCUUUCGUACACCAAACUACUUCUGUGACGCAAGUUGGUUGCACGAAUUCAACAUGAUCAAAGGCACGUCCGCCGCUGCUGCUAUAGCAAAAGUUUUUUUAUACUUAUCAG